UGGUUGCUGUAAAUUAUGAUGUCUUAUCUAAUCCUUUGUUUUCUGCAACUCACUUUGUUCUUUAUAACAUCUGUUAUUUUCUGCUGGUCUAUCACUGCAUUUCUGCUGCCCCUCCCUCUAGCUGGGUUUGUCAAGUCGCCCAUGUCAGAAACUAAACUCACAGGGGAUGCCUUUGAGCUGUACUGUGACGUGGUUGGGAAACCCACUCCAGAGAUCCAGUGGUGGUAUGCUGAAGUCAACCGGGCUGAGUCUUUCAAACAGCUGUGGGAUGGUGCUCGGAAGCGCCGUGUCACCAUUAACACUGCCUACGGGGCGAACGGCGUGAGUGUGCUGAGAAUAACCCGCCUUACAUUGGAAGACUCUGGGACUUACGAGUGCAGGGCCAGCAACGAUCCCAGGAGGAAUGACUUGAGGCAAAAUCCCUCCAUAACGUGGAUUCGAGCCCAGGCUACGAUAAGCGUCCUUCAGAAGCCCAGGAUCAAUGCCAGCGAGGAUGUGCACAUUCACCAGUCUAGUUCUCCCAUCAUCCUGCAAUGUAACCUCACCACAAGUCCCAGCCCCCUCACUUACAGCUAUUGGGAGAAGAAUGGGGAAGAAAUUUCUGGCACUAAGAAGAAUUCCAACACCACAGAGCACAAGAUUUUGAAACUCAGAGCAGACGAGUCGGGGGAAUACUUAUGUGUGUUCGUGUUUGCUAACUCGCCUGUAGCCAACGCCACUAUAGAAGUGAAAGCUAUUCCUGAGAUCACUGUCCACAAGCGAAGUGAGAACAAAAAUGAAGGGCAGGAGGCAGUCAUGUAUUGCAAGUCUGUGGGCUUCCCCCACCCCGACUGGGUGUGGCGCAAGAAGGUCAAUGGAGUAUUUGCGGAAAUCAACAACUCCUCUGGCCGAUUCUUCAUUACAAAUAAAGACAAUUACACGGAGCUGAGUAUCACAAACCUCCAGAUAAGUGAGGAUCCCGGCGAGUAUGAGUGCAAUGCAACCAAUCCAAUUGGCUCUGCCUCUGCCACCACCAUUCUGCGAGUGCGCAGCCACUUGGCCCCUCUCUGGCCCUUCUUGGGGAUAUUGGCAGAGAUUAUCAUCCUUAUUGUUAUCAUAGUGGUUUAUGAGAAGAGGAAGCGGCCAGAUGAAGUCCCAGACGACGACGAACCAGCUGGGCCAAUGAAAAGCAAUUCUACAAACAAUCACAAAGAUAAAAACUUACGCCAGAGAAACACAAAUUAAAAAUAAUGCGUAUAAUAGCUUUAAGUUUCUGAGAGACUGAUGGCAAUAUAACCUGCUAAAAUAAUGGUUGGAACUCUUGGUUCUAGAACUCCAGUUCUAUUUGAUUUUUCCUUUCAAGUGAGCAACAAUAUGACUGUCUAAAAAAGCAUGCCUUAUUUAGCCUGUCCUGUAAGGAUGACAUACCCAGACACAUUUUAACAAUGCUUCAGUGUAGAAGGUGUAAACUAUUUUGGGCUUGAUGUGCUGUGAAUGUUGCUUUUUUCCCUUAAGGUAUUUAAACAUUAGAAGUAAAGUCAAAACAUGCAUGCGCCAUUUUUUACUUUCUUAAUGUAGCUGUUAAAUUGGCAAAGCUCUAAAAUGCACUGCUGCCAUCUAGUGAUAACUUUUUGUAAAGUACAGCAAAACCUAAAAAUAUAUACAAUAUAUAUUUAUAUUUUUUGGGAAGAGGAAAACCAAAAUACAAUAAGUGUUUCAUUUUUAAGCUGCUGAUAUUCAUUCCUUAUAUUGUAU
This is a messenger RNA of Malaclemys terrapin pileata, 1734 nucleotides long. It is a transcript of the gene NPTN, whose product is annotated as neuroplastin. The record is from RefSeq and is a predicted model, not a curated record. Gene Ontology annotation, molecular function: cell-cell adhesion mediator activity. Gene Ontology annotation, biological process: dendrite self-avoidance; axon guidance; homophilic cell-cell adhesion. The transcript has 8 exons. Gene Ontology annotation, cellular component: plasma membrane; axon. NCBI's taxonomy places the organism in Eukaryota, Metazoa, Chordata, Testudines, Emydidae. Bases 16 to 1224 code for a protein of 402 amino acids.